AUGACUGAUAAGCACACUGAGGAUACCUCUGAAUCACACCUUUUUGUCGGAGACUCAGUUGGACGCAUCCAUGUCUGGAACAUACAGGACUACGCGGUGCGCGGACCUGAGACCCGCCCACCCCCGCUUUUGUGCGUCUGGCGUGGUCACACCAAAGCCAUCUCCGCCUUGGAAGUGGUGAAUUCCUCCCAAACCAUCGUGACAACCUCGGCGGACCGCAAUGUCAGGCUGUGGAAAUGGGACGGUUCCUACAUUGGCACUUUUGGUCAGCCAGUCAGAUGGAAUUUAAAUGAUCCCAGCACCUUCCAAAGUCCUAUGCUGCCGUUUGAUGUUUUAAUCGACCCCCUCAGCAUCCCCGAAGUGCUUCCAGAGGAAACAUCGGACAAUCUGGAGGCUACUGAAGGACUUUCUAGGGAGUGUUCGAUAAUUUUGGACCCUUGGGGAAGGACGAUGGAGGCGGCAGACCGCGAAGAUCAUCCACGGUCAUCUUUAGAGAAAACAACUGAGGUCUGCUACGUAAUUGCUUAUUUAUUUGCCUUUUCGUAG
Dibothriocephalus latus is the source of this 546-nucleotide messenger RNA. NCBI's taxonomy places the organism in Eukaryota, Metazoa, Platyhelminthes, Cestoda, Diphyllobothriidea, Diphyllobothriidae. The record is from the annotation of a GenBank genome assembly.